Molecule: messenger RNA, 789 nt
Organism: Brassica oleracea var. oleracea
Lineage: Eukaryota; Viridiplantae; Streptophyta; Magnoliopsida; Brassicales; Brassicaceae
Product: probable sucrose-phosphate synthase 2
Exons: 4
Coding region: 210-533 (107 amino acids)
Source: RefSeq, a predicted model, not a curated record
CCAGCUACCACUCUCUUUCCCACAUCACAUCCUCCUCUCUCUCUUCCUCAUUGGACCACCACUCUCUUAUCCACAUCAACCCCACCUCUUGCUCUCUCCUCUCCAGUGAGCCACCACUCUUUAUCCCUUCUGUUGCCACCGACGAGCUCGUAUCUGAGGAUUUCAGUUUUUAAUUUACCUCGCUAAUCCUCAAUCCCUCUUCCACCUCUAUGAGCCUAGUCGUCAGCCUGCUUCCAUCCUCUCACAGACUCAAUGUAGUCGUCUUUUUUUUUUUGAAAGUAAGAAUACUUUAUAGUGAUGGAAACACCAAGGGAAGAAUGUCCCAGAUCAGCUAUGUUGACGUCUUUGAGAAUAGAUUUGACCGACACAAAAAAAAUCUUUACAUCGUCUUGAUAAGUCUUCAUGGUUUGAUACGUGGUGAAAACAUGGAUUUUGGUCGGGGUUCUGAUAUUGGUGGACACGUGCAGUAUGUUGUGGAAUUUGCACGGACAUUGGGCUCAAUGCCUAGAGUCUAUCGUGUCGAUUUGUGUUGACCAGAAAGAUAUCCGCACAAGAAUGAGAUAGCAGCGACUCUGAAACGAAUUAAAUGCUAAAUCCUUUGGACACAGACAGCAUAAAGCAGGAGCAUGGAGAGAAUAGUGGAGCUUAAAUGAAAUUUUAUCUUAGCAUGGAACAAAAUAUAUAAUAUGAUUCUACUUUAUACGAAAGUCUUCUUCAGCAAUGAGUCAAUGAGAAACCGACACACACUGUUUUUCAGCAAGAAGAGGCAAAGAUGGGGAAAAGCUUGCA